ACCACGCCGCCCCCACCAGCACCCCUUGCCCUGACGUAUGCAUCGACCAACCCGGAUUGAGCAGGCAGGCCCUGAUGUGUGCCUCCUCCAAACAAAACAAGCGAUGAUUUCGUAGCAGAAAAGCUUUAUUCUUUAUAUUCGGGGCCCAUUGUGUUAUCGUGUAGCUUUCCGUUAGCUUAAUCCCUUGGACAACAUCAUAGCGUACGUGCAGAGAAGAAGAGCCGAUCGAAGAGGGGGAGCUAGAAGGGACAGCAAGAAGCGGCGCCGAUGGGGUCAAGCGGCGGCGGCGGCAGCGACGGCGGCGGCGACCGGCAAGCGCAGCCGCUGCUCGGCAAGCUCUCGGAGUCGGAGUCAUCGUACAGCUCGUCCGACGAGCACCUGGUCAACAGAACCGGCACGGUAUGGACGGCGAUGGCGCACAUAAUCACGGCGGUGAUCGGGUCCGGCGUGCUGUCGCUGGCGUGGAGCGUGGCGCAGCUGGGAUGGGUGGGCGGGCCGGCGGCCAUGGUGUUCUUCGCCGGCGUCACCGCGGUGCAGUCCACCCUGAUCGCCGACUGCUACAUUUCCCACGACCCGGAGCGAGGCGUCGUCAGGAACCGCUCCUACGUCGACGCCGUGCGCCUCUACCUAGGCGAGAAGAGCCAUCUGUUCUGCGGCUUCUUCCUCAACUUCAGCUUGUUUGGCACCGGUGUGGUGUACACGCUCACUUCCGCCACUAGUAUGAGGGCGAUUCAGAAGGCCAACUGCUACCACAAGGAAGGGCACGACGCGCCGUGCUCCGUGGGAGGGGACGUCUACUACAUGCUCGUGUUCGGCCUCGCGCAGGUGGUGCUGUCGCAGAUACCCGACUUCCACGAGAUGGCGGGGCUCUCCGUCUUCGCCGCCGCCAUGUCCUUCUUCUAUUCCUUCGUCGGCGUCGGCCUUGGCAUCGCCAAAGUCAUCGCAAACGGGGUGAUCAUGGGCGGCAUCGGAGGUAUCCCGAUGGUGACCACGACGCGGAAGGUGUGGCGAGUCUCGCAGGCCGUCGGGGACAUCUUGUUCGCCUACCCUUUCUCCUUGGUGCUGCUGGAAAUAGAGGACACGCUGAGGCCGCCGGAGACGGAGACGAUGAAGACGGCGACGAGGGCCAGCAUCGGUAUCACCACCCUCUUCUACCUCUGCUGCGGAUGCUUUGGCUACGCGGCGUUCGGCGACGCCACCCCGGGCAACCUCCUCACCGGCUUCGGCUUCUACGAGCCCUACUGGCUCAUCGACCUCGCCAACCUCUGCAUCGUUCUCCACCUCCUCGGCGGCUACCAGGUGUACACGCAGCCGGUGUUCGCGUUCUUGGACCGCAAGUUCGGCGGCGGGGCCACGGUCGUCGUAGUGGAGGUGCCGCUGCUGGGCACGCGGCGGGUGAACGCGUUCAGGCUGUGCUUCCGCACGGCGUACGUGGCGGCGACCACGGCGCUGGCCGUGUGGUUCCCCUACUUCAACCAGGUCAUCGGCCUGCUCGGCGCCUUCACCUUCUGGCCGCUCGCCGUCUACUUCCCCGUGGAGAUGUACCUCACGAGGAACAAGGUGGCGCCGUGGAGCAACCAGUGGCUCGCCGUCCAUGGAUUCAGCCUCGUCUGCCUGCUCAUCAGCGCCUUCGCCUCCGUCGGCUCCGCUGUGGGGGUGUUCGGGUCGGAGACGAGCUGACGAUUCAGGCUCUGCAAAUGCAAUUGCCGGGAAUUUUGAGGAUGGGGAUCGGACUGCAUCCAGCCACAUGCGGUGUACAUAGACUGCGCUUGUACAAUUAGCGUUUAGUUACAAUCAGGGAUUGUAGACUUCAAAUUCCAUUCUCUAGCCUACUACGUACGAAGAUCUUGGUGUAUAAGGAUUUUUUUGGCGGAUCAUCUUGGUGUAUAAGUUGGUGAAUUAUAAUAAGGCUUAAGGGAGAGCAAGAUUGGCAAUCUUAUGGUCUUGUUACGUACUCA
Sorghum bicolor (sorghum) is the source of this 1958-nucleotide messenger RNA. Its product is annotated as probable amino acid permease 7. The coding region runs from base 268 to 1680 and encodes 470 amino acids. The transcript has 7 exons. Gene Ontology annotation, cellular component: plasma membrane. The record is from RefSeq and is a predicted model, not a curated record. Lineage: Eukaryota; Viridiplantae; Streptophyta; Magnoliopsida; Poales; Poaceae.